AUGCAUUUUAUCAAAAAUAUCAACUGCUCUCUGCCUGUCUUGACCUCUACCAUCGGUCACUUAUUCACUUCCCUUGGUAUCACCUUCCCCCAACCAGAUGGUCUGAUCGAUUGUCUGGAUCCCGACUGCUGUGCCUCCGCACACUGCCGCAAAUUGGCUCAACUUGAUACGCGCCGCGCCAGUGAUGCCGGUGGCAGCGGCGGUCCACGUCCAAAUCGGAGUCUGAACCCAGCUGCGGAAGAUGCGAAACAGGGUUGCGCGCACAGUGAACCCGCUCAGUAUCAUCUACUCAUCACUCCAAUGGCCCAGGCAGACAGUACGUUCUAUGGACAGUUGGAGUUUUUGCUUAAACGGGAACAAAUUAUCAUGCGGAAUUUUGAUCCUCGUCGUAUCUCCGUUAUUCGUGGUACCGUACGCCAGUGGGAUGGAACUGCGUUCUGGGGUUGUCGUGUAUUCGAUCGUCUCAAAGCGAAAACUGGUUAUACUUUGACCGAUGAACAGGGCAGGUUUGAUUUGCCUGUGGAUGGUGGUUCGAUUGUGCAACUGGAAUUCCUACGCUUUCCCACCGAACGAUUUUCCGCCAUACAGCCGGUAUACGUGCCAGUGAAUGAAAUCAUCAACUUGGGAGACUUUUAUCUGCACGAUUCCAGUCGGUCAGUAUCCCUCCAGUUGGCGGUCGGUGGUUCUCUUGCCCCAUCGCCCGUGUUUCACGAUUUGUGGAUCGCCGGUUUGUUGGCUUCCACCGGAUUGAGUACACCAGAUCCGAAUGCAAUGCCUGACACAGGAUUGCCCAGCACGGAGUCGACUGGGAGCACUGAAAUUGCACUGAAAUGGGAACAGUCAGAUGAGACAUGCGCACAACAUGAUCUCACCUUGAUCGGCGGUUUACCAGUGUGGGGCGAUCAGAUGUCCAACGGUGAAACGGUUUGUGUGGAUCAGGAACAAACUAUCUGUGUACAGAAUGGAGUGCUUACCUAUUCUAUACCAAUUCACGACAGUCGUUUGCGCUUGAUUUAUCGAUCAGAUCGCGCCGCGGGUUAUCGACCGGCAUUGAUUGCUCAGCUUUUGGAUCAGGUGGUCCCAGACGGGUUGCGUGAAAUUCACUUUGUUGUCGAUGUGGCCGGUCUGCGCCAGGCGAAACGCUUGGAACCGGAGCAAGGACUGACUGAGCUGUUUUACUGGAACAAGACAGAUGGAUACAACCGAACAGUAUAUGGACUGGUGAAUGCAAAAGUCUCCGCCGGCUAUGUAUAUACAGGUUGCUCCCGUGUGUUCUGGGAACAUCGCAUGGUUCCGUUGCUUGGUCAUGAAUUGAUCGAAUCCGGUCUGGCCAAUUGGAAGUUGGACUUGGUUCACUUGUAUGCAGUUAAUCAUGGGAUUGUCUAUCGUGGGGACGGUUCGCAUAUGUUCCUCAAAUAUACCGACUGGCAUGUAUCACCAGUGCUGGGCAGUAGAACCACACGACGCAAACCGAAUGUUUGUGAUCACUGUUCGACCAACCAGACUGGUUUCGGAUCCCCAGUCCUACGUCUGCCAGCUCUGAUCACAGACUCAUUGGGCCACAUUGUCGUUGCAGACGGUAGUCGACUGCGUUGGUUGCAAUCACCGGAAUCAGCACAAACCGGAAGCAUGACUUUUCGCCCAUCUGAGUCGCUAGACAGUCGGGCUCAACGGUCGUUUUUGUGGAACGAUCGACGUGUAUGGUUCACAAUGAGCCAAUUCCCCUUGGAUUUCCUUUCCACCGGAUUCGAUGAGCUGGGUUCGACCGAUGACUACUAUCUAGCCGCCCAUCCAUCCUAUUUGGCUUUGGAACGACGGUUCGGAGCUUCGGACCCUGGGGCCUUAGAUUCAGGUCUGUUCUUGUCCCACACGAGUAGCAAAUCAAUUUGGUGGCUCAGUGACAGUCCUCAACCGAUUGCGCAACCGAUUCUCACUGCAACAUGUGAAGAACAUGCUUCCGGUCUGCUACCGGUGCCAGACCUGUGCACUAAACACGAAUUUAUGGAUCCUCGAGGGCUGGCAGUUUCGCCAAAUGACCUCUAUUUCGCCGAUGGCAACUUGAUUUUUGCGAUGCCACUCAAUGGUGAUCCGGGUGUGCCUCGACCGAUCCGUCUGGUGGUCGGUCGACCAGAUUCCGCCGUAUGGAUUGCACCCCCCUGCGAUCAUGGUUUGCCGGGUUUGCAAAUGACCUUGAAAGGGCCUAGUCAUAUGGUAUACAAUGCACUGGAAGAUGCUAUCUAUUUUGUGGACAAUAAACAGGUCUAUCGCCUGCACUUGGCCAGUCAAAUGGUUUCAUUGGCUGCUGGCAAAUCUGAAACUUGCGGAUCAGAAUCUCCUACUACGAGUCACGUGCAUCUGGCCACAGCAAUGGCAUUUUCGACCAUUCGCGGUCUGGCCGUCUCACCGGAAGGGGAUUUGUACGUGGCCGAAUCGCAACGUGUGUGGAUUCGUCGAGCACAUGGUAGACUGCAUGCGGUCGCGGGAAAACCACAGCAAAAGCAAACCGAAUCCGACGACGAAUUCGCAUCAACCGCCUUCUCGAACGAAUUUGAGAAUGCAGUCGAUUUUGGUUUAGCUAGCGAUAUGCAGUUCUCAAACAUCACCGCAAUUGCUGUUACAAUCUAUGGUGAAUUGUUCGUAGCCGACUCGGGUCAUGCCACAGUUUAUCGAGUGCAUUAUGAACUACCGCGACCAUCGUCAACCACCUCCACCUAUCGUGUUGUUUCACCUGGAACGGACGAGGCGUACACCUUUAAUCAGAAUGGCCAGCUUCUACAAACAGAAAAUGCUAUCACUCAGAUGACGUUGCACUUGGUCGACUAUCGUGCGAACGCCAUCUACGGUUGGGUUUCAGAUAUCCGUGGUAACAAUGUCAAUUUGCGUUUCGGCGUGCAUCGUGACACUCAGGGAAGAUUACGAUAUGUUCAAUCACCUACAGGUAAGUUUUCCCCACCGUUUGCAUGCACUCAUUGA
Messenger RNA from Echinostoma caproni, 2973 nucleotides. The record is from the annotation of a GenBank genome assembly. Lineage: Eukaryota; Metazoa; Platyhelminthes; Trematoda; Plagiorchiida; Echinostomatidae.